CGGCGGUGCACAGCGCGACACAGCUGAUUCCAGUACGGUGUGUUGCGUCGGCUGAUCGUUUCUCUCCGAGCUGUCAGUCGCAGUUCGCAGCGCGGAUCGGUUGGCCGCGUUCUCGCGAUUUCAUCUCUGUCGCGUGUGGUUGCCGUGUGCGUGUACGCGGGGCUCCGUGACACGCAGAAAACUGCGAAACAAUCGCGUACGACAUCCCUCGGGGACGAAUGCAGCUUCGCAAUUCGGAAAACACCUCAUCGAUCGUCGGGAAAACGAAGGCGAGGAUUAAAAGCACAUCGUAACGAUAUAUGCGUUUUGUAUGUAUAUAUAGACGUGCAUACAUGUGUGUAUAUAUACAUACAUCGGGGUCUAUCGAACUUGUACUUUAGUACUGUGAUUACCGUGCGAUCACGAUUAUCUUGGAAACGGGGAGUGCAGUGCAUGGUGGAGCGACCGAACAAGGGGCGGAGAAACAGAGGAUGCACAGCGUCAUCGUCAGGGCAUGAGUUCGGACGUUGCUAGAAUAGCGAAAUCCACGUUCGACCGAUGCAUCAGCAGAUGAUGGCAGAUCUGAAGAAUCUCACUCUGGGCGGCGGUGGAGGAUCCAGGUACAGCGGCGAUGAACAAGUUCAGUUCAUACCAGGCGGAAGUCACCAGGUGACGAUCAAGUCCCCUCCACCCACGCUACACUUGGAGAACCUCAACAAUGCAAUAUUCAGUGACUCGCAGAACAAUCUCCCCUGCAAUUGCAACGGCAGCGCGACGAAUGGCGCCGCGGUUGCGAUGUGUAGCAGCAGCAUGUUCGCGAGGAAGGUACCGAACCAUAGUCCUGGCCAGGAUGGUAAGAGGCCAGCAGUGACACUGACGCACCUCCCGAAGAGGCCACCGGUUGACAUUGAGUUCAAGAACCUGGCAUACAGCGUAUCCGAAGGAAGAAAGAGAGGUUACAAGACGAUAUUGAAAUGCGUGAACGGAAAAUUCCGAUCGGGAGAGCUGACCGCCAUCAUGGGUCCUUCCGGCGCCGGGAAGAGUACGCUCAUGAACGUUCUGGCGGGUUACAAAACGUCUCACCUGAGCGGCUCCGUGCUGAUAAACGGCAAGGACAGGAACCUGAGGAGAUUUCGGAAGAUGUCCUGUUACAUAAUGCAGGACGAUCGUCUGCUGCCCCAUUUGACGGUGUACGAGGCGAUGACGGUUUCGGCGAAUCUGAAGCUCGGGAAGGACAUCAGCGCGAGGGAGAAGAAAGUAGUGAUCGAAGAAAUCAUCGAAACACUUGGCCUAAGCGACGCGAGCAACACGCAAUCACAUUGCCUCAGCGGGGGCCAGAGGAAGAGGCUAUCAAUCGCGUUGGAGCUCGUGAACAAUCCACCGGUGAUGUUUUUCGACGAACCCACCUCCGGUUUGGACAGUUCGACCUGUUACCAGUGCUUAAGUUUGCUCAAAUCGUUAAGCAGAGGAGGAAGAACGAUCAUAUGUACGAUACAUCAACCGAGUGCUCGAUUGUUCGAGAUGUUCGACCACCUGUACCUUCUGGCCGAAGGGCAGUGCAUGUACGAAGGUAACGUCGGAGGUCUGGUCCCCUUUUUGUCAUCGAUGGGUCUGGAGUGUCCUGGCUAUCACAAUCCAGCGGAUUAUGUGAUGGAGGUGGCGUGUGGCGAACAUGGCGAGUGUGUGCAUAAAUUGGUAAUGGCCGUGAACAACGGCAAAUGCGCCAAUUAUCAGCUAAACCAGGCUACGAUCAACGCGGUGCAAACUGUAUCGAACGACAUAGCGAAGGAAUCGCCGCAGCAGGAGACGAAAUCCGAGACUGCCUUGAUACCAAACGGGGUGGUGAAGCAGCCGAACGGCGGUACGGUGAUCAACAUGCCGAUCUCUUGCACGACAUCUUUGCUCGACAGCGCCGAGAGCAUAGAGAUGAAAGUCGGCUUUCCAACGAAUAGCUGUACCCAAUUUUGGAUCCUCCUUAAGAGAAUUUUCUUAUCGCAAAUAAGAGACAUGACAUUAACGAGAGUAAGGCUGAUUUCGCACAUAAUCGUUGGGUUUCUCAUUGGUGCGAUUUAUUACGACAUCGGCAACGAGGCCUCGCAAGUGAUGAGCAACGCCGGUUGCGUCUUCUUCACGGUGAUGUUUCUCAUGUUCACCGCUAUGAUGCCUACCAUUCUCACGUUUCCAAUGGAAAUGGCCGUAUUCGUGAGAGAACAUUUAAAUUAUUGGUAUUCCGUAAAAGCUUACUAUCUUGCGAGAACCCUGGCUGAUGUACCCUUUCAAAUAGUGUAUUCUAUAGCAUACGUUGUCAUAGUGUAUUUCAUGACGUCGCAACCAUUGGAAACGAAUAGGUUCAUAAUGUAUUUAACUAUAUGUAUAUUGACAGCAUUAGUUUCUCAAUCCAUCGGUUUAGUGAUAGGUGCAGCGUUAAGUGUGGAGAGCGGAGUGUUCAUUGGCCCAGUUUCGUCGGUGCCUAUCGUUCUGUUCUCCGGUUUCUUCGUCAAUUUCGAUGCCAUUCCAAAGUAUCUGAAGUUUCUUUCGUACGUGAGCUACGUCAGGUACAGUUUCGAGGGCACCAUGGUCUCAGUGUAUGGUUAUAAUCGUGCUAAGCUCAAGUGUUCCGACGCCUACUGCCACUUCAAGAGCCCGACGAAGUUCCUCGAAGAGAUGUCGAUGCAAGACGGCGUCUUCUGGAUGGACGCCGUCGCGCUCGCGGGUUUUCUGCUUAUCUUGAGAGUGAUCGCCUACUUUGUACUCAGACUAAAGUUACGAUCUCUUCGUUAAAACGUGCAGUGACCGAAGGGUGAUCAGUAAUUGACACACGACGAUGUCACGGGUGUCCGAUGCACCUCGAUCUCGGUCGAAGAUCACGCGAACUGGUGUGUACGGUACCGUGUUCCGGCGAAAAUGGUCUUCGCGACACUCACGAUUACGAUUCUCAGUUUCUUUCCUCAUCGAGAAUAGACGCGUACGUACGUAAAUCGGAAGACUGCGUUCGGAACGUUUCAUCAAUGAUGCAAAUGCUUCGUAGCGUUAAAACGAGGCCCACAUUCCCGAUAAUGCGUUCCGAGCGCGAAACCAGGAACGAAGUGUGUCAUGGCCGGUAACGUCGCGUGGCGAGUAACGUCGAGAAGGCUGAUUGAAAAAAAAAAGAAUCGUACGCAUAGAAACAUUUAGGCAUUUCUAAUGAAACUAGACUACGCAGAAGUUAGAGUCAAGUUGUACAUCCAUCGUUGAUAGAUCGAGACGAGACCACCGUUGAUAAUACGCAUCGAAUCGAUACGCAAACAUUUAUAGCCAAUUACUACAAACUCGCCAGGAGCCUUAGGCCCGUUCAAGACUCAUGGUCCCUCCAACGAGCGCGUGUGAAUCGCGCGAACAAGAUAGACUUUUUCAAUAGAUAAGCAAUAGAAUUUACGGAUCGAUGGUUAGAACGGAUUCUUUAUUGUUCUCGUGUUUACAUCGUUCGCCACAUUCACUUAGGCUAUGGAAGAUGGUGCCUCGUAGAUAUGCCAACGAAUACACGUAAAGACGGAUAAUCGUUUAUCUCGUUGGGGUACCAAAAACAAAUUUCUGCGCCCGAUACUUUUCUAUGUAUCGACGAGGCACUGUGUGUAUAGUGUAAUUUGUACUACGAAAUGAUUUAUUACGUGAUCGCGAUCAAUCCUUACCCAUAUCGUCAUUCCAUUAAUAAUUAUAAUUCGGUAACUAUAACGUUUAAGCGGCAAAAAGGAAAUGGUAAGCAUGUAUUGUAAAAAAAAGCUCACACCUGACCAAUCACUAGCUGCCUGUGCGUUUGCUUUUAAGUGAGAGUACUGAACAUUGUUACAUUUAUUACGAUAUAGUACGAUUAAUUACAGGGAGGGGGAGGAGAAGGCAAGGUGAAGGGAGCAUACAUAUUACAA
This is a messenger RNA of Colletes gigas, 3881 nucleotides long. RefSeq names its product ATP-binding cassette sub-family G member 4 (gene Atet). The record is from RefSeq and is a predicted model, not a curated record. The coding region runs from base 538 to 2760 and encodes 740 amino acids. The transcript is spliced from 12 exons. NCBI's taxonomy places the organism in Eukaryota, Metazoa, Arthropoda, Insecta, Hymenoptera, Colletidae. Gene Ontology annotation, cellular component: plasma membrane. Gene Ontology annotation, molecular function: ATP hydrolysis activity; ATP binding; ABC-type transporter activity.